Ricinus communis (castor bean) is the source of this 1956-nucleotide messenger RNA. RefSeq names its product probable serine/threonine-protein kinase PBL3. Gene Ontology annotation, biological process: protein phosphorylation. NCBI's taxonomy places the organism in Eukaryota, Viridiplantae, Streptophyta, Magnoliopsida, Malpighiales, Euphorbiaceae. Gene Ontology annotation, molecular function: protein kinase activity; ATP binding. The transcript has 6 exons. The coding region runs from base 78 to 1502 and encodes 474 amino acids. The record is from RefSeq and is a predicted model, not a curated record.
UUCAUUGACCAGGGGGGAGGUGCCUCCUUUCCUUUGCUUUGAUCUCUUCUUUCUUCUUCAUUGCUUCCUCUGCUCCCAUGUUUCAGUCAAAUAUCAAAUUCUAUCAAAUGGACCCUUUUACCCAUUUCCUGUAUUAUUAUCAUUUCGUUACUUCUUUCACUUUCAUCACAGUCGAAUAUACAUAUAUAUCCCGAUUUCUUGGUCUUCUUCGUCCCUCAUUCUUCUUUUACUUCUUCUUGUUCUUGAUUUUUCUAAUCUAUGCUACAUUAUUCUUAAAGAUUAUUCUUCAAUUAUGGGAAAUUGCUGCAGAAAACCUGCCAAGUGUGCCCAUGCUUCUUCUACUAAUUUCUCUUCUCCUGGUUGGCAGUAAAAAGCCUCAUGGUUAUAAUAAGGGGAAGUCAGAUUCCACGUCUUCCCAACCGACAUCAAUAGGUAGUUUGAACGAAUCUUUACGCUCAUGCACAAUUGAUACAUCUGUUCCGAGCAAUCUCAAGUCCUUUAGCUUAAGUGAGCUGAAAAAUGCUACCAAGAACUUUCGCUCAGAAACAAUGCUUGGAGAGGGUGGUUUUGGAUGUGUUUUCAAAGGAUGGCUUGAUGGUAAUACUUUAGCUCCGGCUAAACCAGGAAGUGGGAUUGUCGUGGCAGUAAAGAGGCUCAAAGCUGAAAGUUUUCAGGGUCAUAAGGAGUGGCUUGCAGAAGUAAACUAUUUAGGCCUGCUUCGUCAUGAAAAUCUAGUGAAACUCAUUGGCUAUUGUGCUGAGUAUGAGAACAGACUUCUGGUUUAUGAGUUCAUGCCAAAGGGAAGUUUGGAGAAUCAUUUGUUCAGAAAAGGUGAUCAACCAAUUACCUGGACUAUUCGGAUGCGCAUUGCAGUUGAUGUAGCAAGAGGAUUGUCCUUCUUACAUGGUUUAAAUGCCAAUGUUAUUUAUCGUGAUCUGAAGGCAUCCAAUAUUCUACUUGAUUCGGGUUAUAAUGCAAAGCUUUCAGAUUUUGGCCUAGCAAGGGAUGGUCCUACCGGAGAUAACACUCAUGUUUCAACCAGAGUGGUUGGAACCCGAGGUUAUGCUGCACCAGAGUAUGUAGCAACAGGUCACUUGACUCCAAAGAGUGAUGUGUACAGCUUUGGUGUUGUCUUACUAGAAUUACUAUCAGGAAGAAGGGCGAUGGAUGACGAGAGAGUUAAUUUUAUUGAAGAGACUCUGGUGGAUUGGGCAAAACCUUUCCUAAGUGACCCCAGGAGAGUUUUGAGAAUCAUGGACACUAGAUUGGGUGGUCAGUACUCCAAAAAAGGUGCUCAAGCUGCAGCUGCACUUGCAUUGCAAUGUCUGCACACUGAUCCAAAAAAUCGGCCACAGAUGAUCGAAGUACUAACCACGUUAGAAAAACUAAACACAGCAAAGGAUGUGUCGAGAGCGCCUCCUCCUGCUAAGCUAAAUAGUCAUAGGAUCAACAACAUGAACAGCCCUCACAGGAUAAAUCAAGCAACUAGCAAUUUUGUAUAACCAAUUUUUACUCGCGGCUGAUGCAUCAACCUCUUAAAGCAUGUAUAAAAUCCGUUAAUGCGCCUAUUUUCAAGAUUAGUUCUGCAGACUGCUAAAGCCCUUUUACUAGCAAGUCAGUGUCUAUAUAAUCUCUCAACUUCUUGAUGAAUGGUGUUGUGGACAAAGGCAUUGCGAAUUAGCUACAUAGUCUUGUAGUCUUGUAUAGUAUCUGUUCGUUAGGGUAAUGAAUCAUAAAAUGUAGAGUUGAGAUUAACUACUGCUCUUGUAUAGGGUUGCAUUCUGUCUUUGCUAUAGCAUGAAGAACACACACAAAACCAAGAACUUCAGUGGUAGUAGGCUUGCAGUAAAACAGAAGCUACAGAGAUUUUCCUAGAGAUCAGAUGAGUUUAUUUAGCAGUUAUCAACAAUUAUGUCUUCCCAAUCUUGUUAAGCAAUCAUUUUAUAUAUCUGUUUA